AUGGUUCGGGCUAGCAGUCCAGGGCGAGCUGAAUCCUUAGAGGAGUUGGUCCAGAGACGGCAAGAGGAGGUCCAGGCAGCUAUGGAAAAGGCUGAACCCAACAAGAGCUUCUAUGCUUACGAUACGUUCGAUCCCUCAACCAUCAAACGCAAACCAAUCAACAAGGCUCCACCAGUCGGGAGUUCACCGUCUCCAGUAGAUGCCCAGGACGAUCCUGUGGCUGCCCAUAAACGAUUGAAGAUUGAUAACGAGGCGUUCGAGACUCGGGCGAAGGAGGAGUUUGCUGGUGUAGGGGAGGCGGAUGGUCUUGGGAGAGGGAGGGAGCAGUUUAAAAACGAUAAUGAAUUCAUCAAGUGCUCUAUUCUAUAUCUUCUUGGCGUGUGGGAGCAUAAACUCGAGGACCCCAAAUGGAAAAAUACAAUAGUUGGCAAGCGUAAGACUUAUCACGACACAGUGGACAGGAUGAGACCCUUGGUGACACUCCUAGAGCACGAUGAGAAGCUUGCCCAAGGGGAGGAACGGCGGGUUCCUGAGGCUGUCGUGGACGUCCUCAAGGGGGUCUUUGAGGAGAUAGUGAAGAGAGAGUAUGUCGAGGCUAAUAAACUGUAUCUGGACAUGACCGUGGGGAAUCAGCUGUGGCCCAUGGGUGGUAUCAAUUUGGGUGUGGUUCAACAAGUGUGCCGAAGAGUGGAGGAGAAGUCCCAUCUGUUGGACGAUAUUGAAUUCGUUCAUGUUGAUGUCACUCUGAUGCAGUCGGCGACUGUGAUCCCCCACACAGCGGAGAUCGUCCUUAAGCCUAGUCAACUGGCCUUCAAGAUUGUCCAGGCUGCGGCUAUGGGCAAGCAAGAGCUGCUUAGGGAGGAUCUAUGCAAAGCUAUUAUAGAACAGGCCUUGAGCACCUCCCUGAGUCGGGUCUCUCGCGGUAGUACUAGAGAGCUCUCAGAGCUGGCCAUGGUCCUUCGUCGUGUACCUACUACUUGUGACAAGGGGGAGAGAGACCAUCGGAGGCUGUGGUCACUACUUGGACAACAGAUCCCCAGUAUAGGACCACAUAUGGAGCUGUUGGACUUAGCUUUCGUGGGCGUAGCUCUACAGGACUGUCCCAACACUUUGAAAGACGUUGAUGCUGACGACGUCGAGGCGGCGUUGAGAUGGUUAGCAAUAGAGCUGUGUGAGCGGCUACUUGCCAUGAGCUCACAGGAAGAGGAGCAACAGAGUACUUUGAAUAUAAAGGCUGUGAUACUGUCUUUGGGAGUAAUUGGAAGGGCACUUCACCAUGUUGAGCUGGAGCAAGGGAGGUUCUUGCAGGCGCUGCCUUCGUUGGUUGAGGACAUCUCCUCUCGAAUCUCUACCGUACAGUCACUUGUCGCUCUUGGUCGGUCCGUCGCUGACUUCCCUAAGACGACGACACCAUAUACAGUGCGGGCUAUGGGCACGAUAGUGGGGACACUGCAUGGGAUGGCGAUACCCCAGGUGAUGUCCUCACCGGAAACAGUGGCCGAAGCUGUGAGUGUGGUAACCCAACUGGUGCGGCAACACAAGGGGGCAAUGCAGGUUGAGGAUUAUGAUGGAGCUCGGAGUUUUCUUGAGAGGAUCGCCCGGGAGGUGCUAAUACCAGUGCAUUUGGACCACCCCUUCAACCUCCAUCAAGUCGUGUUGGUCUGCCGAGGGUAUCGAGCUCUCAACAUACGACUGCCAGCUGUAUUCAAGUUCAUCAAAUUAGCAGUGAAGGUCGAUAAUAGCAGUUGUAAUAAACUGGCCCUAGCUGAGUUUUUUGUCCCCAUCGUGGAGGCCCUAUCCAAGGAGCCGAAGUACUCGAGGACUAGUAAAAAGCUGCAGCAGAUGCUUCGGAAGAUUCAGAAGGAGUCCCAGAGGGAUCGUUCAACUUACCAAGAGCUUGCAUGA
This is a messenger RNA of Perkinsus marinus ATCC 50983, 1905 nucleotides long. RefSeq lists its product as hypothetical. Gene Ontology annotation, biological process: RNA splicing. Gene Ontology annotation, cellular component: spliceosomal complex. Bases 1 to 1905 code for a protein of 634 amino acids. Lineage: Eukaryota; Perkinsozoa; Perkinsida; Perkinsidae. The transcript has 16 exons. The record is from RefSeq and is a predicted model, not a curated record.